Molecule: messenger RNA, 423 nt
Organism: Malus domestica (apple)
Lineage: Eukaryota; Viridiplantae; Streptophyta; Magnoliopsida; Rosales; Rosaceae
Product: cysteine proteinase inhibitor 1-like
Molecular function (GO): cysteine-type endopeptidase inhibitor activity
Source: RefSeq, a predicted model, not a curated record
AUGAGCAUAUAUUGUCCUAAUUGCCUCCUCCUAGUCCUCACCGCCUUGUUGUAUCUUUUCGUUGCUAUCACCGCGUUUGGAGUAGGAGGAGGAGAAGAGCACCUUUACCCUCCCAAGUACCCUCCUCUAAGGGGUGGGUAUUUCCCCUUUGACAACCUGAACGACCCACGUUUGAGGGAGAUCGCAGAGUUCGCCAUUUCCAAGUACAACAAGAUUCAUGACCAAAAACUAGUGUUGCAAAAGUUGGUUCAUGGACAGUUCCAAAUAGUGGAGGGAACCAAUUACAAGCUUGUCAUUUCGGUUCUCAAUUCUUCCAAGAUCUUUAGCGGCCCAAUCAACUAUGAGAUCAUUGUGUUCGAAAAUCUUUGGAGGACUAUUAAGGAACUGAAGUCCUUUGUUCGAGUCCAAAUUAAUAAAACUUAA